Procambarus clarkii (red swamp crayfish) is the source of this 2333-nucleotide messenger RNA. RefSeq names its product alpha-(1,3)-fucosyltransferase C. Gene Ontology annotation, cellular component: membrane. Lineage: Eukaryota; Metazoa; Arthropoda; Malacostraca; Decapoda; Cambaridae. The record is from RefSeq and is a predicted model, not a curated record. Gene Ontology annotation, molecular function: fucosyltransferase activity.
GGGGCUUACAAGCGUCAGUGUGGCUCGGACCACGGUACGGUCAAGUGCAAGUCUGGCGCCGUCAUCACUGGCGUCUCACACACACCAGUACAGCUGUCUUUCCUCCGAUAUAUAAGUGAACACCCGUGAAACAGAAAGAUGAAGGUUAUGUCAAGGGUUUUCCCCCGAAAAUUUAAGGUGAUAGUGUAAGGGUGACGCCAAGGAAAGUUGUGGCGACUUGGAAGUGACGCAUAGGAAAGGUGCCAGUGACCGAGACGUAAAUAUUACGAUUUUUCAAAUAGUUUGGUAUUGAAUUCUUUUUGCUGUAGGUUUUUAAGGUAAACUAUUUGGAAAAUAUACAGUUCUUUAUGCGGAAUCUGAUUCAUUCUCAAGAACUAUGACACUGAAAAAGAAUUCAAAGCGUUAAAUAUGAAUAUUAGGCUUCUCGGGUUUUCAAGUUGAAAAUUUUUCAGCAAGCGAUUGCAAGUUUUCAAAUCAAGGUCCUGGUACCAUUUCUAAAGGAUUUAAUAGGUUCGUUUUCCCUUGCCAAGUGUUAGUACAUUUGGCGCGGCUUACCAGGAAGGUCUCAAGACCUCUUCAAGUCUCCAAGUCUUCACUGUCAUGGAACUUAAUAGGUGCCUCCAGAGAUAAUGUUGGGUGGAAGAGGACAAAAUUGCGUGAAGACAAUUAAGAAAGAGAUGUAUUAGCAUUUGUGGACGUAGGUGAAGGAAAUGUGUUUGGUCAAAUAGAUUCCGGAAGAUAGAUAUACAAUACUUAUUUGCGUUUAAGGAAAGAAGAAAACCGAAAUAAAUCGCAUUACGUCAAAGGCGAUAGCAAGUGACAAAAUAAAACAAAAACAGUACAUUGACACAACCACACCCGUCCACACGCCAUGACCCUUACUAGAGAGCAGCGUGCCUACAGCAUCAUCCUCACCUUAGCUCUCCUCUCCCUCCCUAUCUACUAUGUCUACCACCAGGACAAUGUUGCUGCCAGAGAGCCCGUCCUGCAGGGCCACAGGUACACGCCACCGGCUCCUGACCAGAGUAACCCGAGGUCACAGUCUUACAAGAUUCUACCCACGGGCAGCUACCAGUCCCUGGAAGGCGACUCUGAGAACUCUACCUGGAAGACUAUACUCUUUUGGGACCAUUGGUUCGGAGGGGACUGGUCGAACAGGUUCGGCACGACUAGCCCCGAGGGCCUGCGUGCCGAGGGCUGCCCCUCCUGGCGCUGCCGCUUCACCUACGACCGCUUGAUGCUCCAUGGCGCUGACGCCGUCCUCUUCCGCGCGCUAGCGUACCCGUGGAAGAGUCUACCCUCCCGGAGAGUACCAGCUGGGCAGCGGUGGGUACUGGUCGACGUGGAGGCCCCGCCUGAGAAGCUGCCAGCACCCACCAAGCACUCCAGGCUGGCCAGCUCCCUCGUCAACUGGACCAUGACGUACCACUCCCAGUCAGAUGUGGUCGCCUUCAACGGGUACUUCCUAUCCCAUGACGCUACUGAAAGGUUUCCAGAUCUCGUUUUCCUCUUCAGACCUCUACGACCCAACCUGAUGUCGGAGCACGGGGAGGCUGUGAGGCGGCUGACGGAGGCUGUGGCGAGGAACGCUACCUUGAAGGAGGUGCUGGGGCCCUCCUGGCUCACCUACGUCAACAAGACUCGCGUGGUGGCCUGGAUGUCCAGCCACUGUCCUACCAGGUCCAGGAGGGAGGAGUACGUGACAGAACUCAAGCGUUACCUUCAAGUGGACACGUACGGUCGGUGCGGAGAUCUGAAGUGCGGGCCGAGGCACGUCAUGGGCGGUGAGUGCUGGGAACGGGUGCUCCAGCCUAAUUACUCCUUUUACCUGGCCAUGGAAAACGCCGUCUGCGACGACUACAUCACGGAGAAGCUUUACAACCCACUCGUCUACAACCUGGUGCCUGUCGUGUGGGGCGGAGCAAACUACAGCCGCUACUUGCCGCCUCACUCCUUCAUCGACGCCCGCCACUACCACCCCAGGGAGCUGGCUGAGCUCCUGCUUCGCCUCCACCGGGAUCCCGUCGCCUACGGCAGGUACCACAUGUGGCGGGCGUACCUGCGGCCCGUGCUGAUGGGCAGCCUGUGCGAGGUGUGUCACCUGGUCCACGCCUCCACCUCCCUCCACCACUACCAGGACCUGGCGCUCACCAGACACCGCCGGGGUCGCUGCACUGAGGUGGCCUCUCCGCUCUUCGGCUCCGUCAGUCCCGGCUCCUGGAAAGACGUCAUCGUCAGCAAUUACUCCGACGAUACCUAUGCCACUAGUCGUGUCACCUAGUGCCAUAUUUGUCUCUUGUCCAACUACGUCCAGAAUAAACUAUAUUUAUAAA